AUGCUCUGGGCUAUGGAUGACGCAAAUGGUGAAUGGAUCUGCACACCAGCUGAUCUAAAAGCCUACACACAUAUUCUGUAUUUGAAUAUUCCACCCGAAAUCAUUGGGGAAUAUCGGAUGAAUGAUCAGAGAAAAACCCGCCCGGUCGUAUCCAUCGCCCACCUGGAAACAUGGCAACACACCGAGAAGACUCAACUACGUCGUCUUUGCCGAUCCCACGAUAUAAUUUUCAGCACGAUUUCUCCUUCCCAGGAUGUAUUGGGCGACAUCAUCCAUCUUCUUCUAGACUUCCAUCGUCAUACGGAAGGCCGGAAUACCAAAUUGGCCGAGCAGCAGAUGGACAAGAUUAUAACUGCUGGCUCUGAGGCGCCAGAGACCGUGUUGGUCUUUGACGCCUACAAAACAUUAGCAUCGCAAGACAGUGGUGAAUUGUUCUGGAAACAGGUGCCCCCACCGUCUGUUGGGAAAGGCGAAAGUUCCCCAUUGAAAAAGUUGUUCAGCAGUCCUUUGCAAUAUUCAUAA
Penicillium alfredii is the source of this 522-nucleotide messenger RNA. RefSeq lists its product as uncharacterized. The transcript has a single exon. Lineage: Eukaryota; Fungi; Ascomycota; Eurotiomycetes; Eurotiales; Aspergillaceae. The record is from RefSeq and is a predicted model, not a curated record. The coding region runs from base 1 to 522 and encodes 173 amino acids.